This is a messenger RNA of Apiotrichum porosum, 2829 nucleotides long. RefSeq lists its product as uncharacterized. Bases 1 to 2829 code for a protein of 942 amino acids. NCBI's taxonomy places the organism in Eukaryota, Fungi, Basidiomycota, Tremellomycetes, Trichosporonales, Trichosporonaceae. The transcript is spliced from 3 exons. Gene Ontology annotation, molecular function: glucosidase activity. Gene Ontology annotation, biological process: (1->6)-beta-D-glucan biosynthetic process; fungal-type cell wall organization. Gene Ontology annotation, cellular component: plasma membrane; endoplasmic reticulum membrane. The record is from RefSeq and is a predicted model, not a curated record.
AUGUAUACCACAUCGUCGCAGCGCGCCACAGUCGGCAGCUUUGCACGCUCACCGAGCCCAUCUAUCACCACCCCGGACCGCGGCCACAGCCGCAACACGUCAACGGACGAAAACGGAUCGCCCCGACUUUUGGGCAGCUGGCGACGACGCGAUGGCCCAUCGAGCUCCAAUGCGUCACCUAAUCCGCAGCGAGGUUUCGCGUCAGAGGCUGAACGUGCCGUAUCGCCAUCUGGCCACCUGCCAGUGGCCGCUCGUUGGCAAGGGCAGUCGUCUACCGACGACCUCAGUCCCAACGACGCCGCCGACAGCUGGAGCACGGAGCCUGGCGUUGCCCCCAACACCUUCAUGGGGCAACUCUUGACGAGCAGCCACGAGUACGGGCAGCGUGAGGCCCCAAGGGGCCCAGCUGAUGCAUAUGACCGUCUCGUUGGCAGACGUCCAGCCACUCCUCCAGACAAUGACUACUACUAUGGCAACCAAAACCGUCAAGAUUCACCGACUUUUGCUCAAAGAGGCUCCUAUGGUCCGCGUUCAAGGCCCAGCCGCGCCAGCCGCUCGGUUCCAGAGCUCGUUAUCGACCGGGAGAGCUCGUUGACCCCGACACCCGAGGACGUCGACGGCGGCGACUACGGCAGUGGCCUUUCAUCACCAACAACGCUCAGUAUCCCGCGAUAUGACGCUCGCGGUUACCCAAUCCGGUAUGCCACGCCCGACGUCAAUUCAGCAUCGCCUCAGUCGUCCAACACAUCCAUGGUGCCGCGCUCCCCCCCACGUGGUGGCCCCACUCGCCCAGACUCGGGUGGUUCAUACGGUUCAGAUCAAAAUCUAGACUCGUAUUCCUCCUCCUCGCUUGGGGGCUACCCGCCCCUUGCUCCCCCAAAGGACACACACGUUGGUGGUAGUGGCUCCGAGUCUCUGCGCUCCUCCACCGUGGUGGCAAGUCCCACGAAACCCAAAUCAGCAAAUUCGCAUCGUGCCUCGCAGCAGAGCUUGGAUACGACAACGUCACACUCCCACAAUGUGCAUGGUAUGACGAGUGUGUACGGACCAGGUGGCCGUGCCGAGCCCCGUGCAGCGGAAAGCAUGUACAGCGAGGAGCGUUUCUCAUACCACACAUAUGAGACCGCAGACCGCUCUUCUGGUUCUUUCGCCCAUGACGCACCCCGUGUUGGAUACGCAGACUUCAGCAUCGACUCUAAAAACGGCCGUCGACAGCUUGUAAGCAUGCUCGCCGACCCCACCUCGUGGGCAGACUUGGGACCCGAGGACGACGAUGACUUCCACGACCCCCAGGUGCACACCAAGCAGACGGGUGUGGCGCGCUCGCUGUUCACCGUGCGCGGCGCCACCAACCUCGGCUGUGUGAUCCUCCUGGUGACAGUUCUUGUCGUCCUCUUUGCCGGCUACCCCAUCAUCACAAACUAUAUGGGCCCUCACUGGACCAACCUUGGCGGCUACAACCUCGGCGGCGUCAACGCCUCGGGACAGUACCCGGACGUAGGCGUGUUCCAGCUGGUUGACCGCGACACCCCGCCCGAGGCAUAUCACUGGACAUCGAUCCAGACGGGCGAGCAGUGGGACCUGGUCUUUUCCGACGAGUUCAACACCGCCGGCAGAUCGUUUUACGACGGCGAUGACCCGUACUGGAUGGCCGAGGACCUGCACUACUGGUCAACCAACAACCUCGAGUGGUACGACCCUCAGCAGAUCACCACUCGCGAUGGCCACCUCGUCAUCACCCUCAACAACCAGACGUCCCAUGGCCGCAACUACACCGGAGGGAUGAUGUCCACAUGGAACCGAUUCUGUUUCACGGGCGGCUACAUUGAAGCGUCCAUCUCGCUGCCCGGCACCAGCAACAUUUACGGCCUCUGGCCCGCUGUAUGGACGAUGGGCAACCUCGGCCGUGCGGGUUACGGCGGUACGCUCGAGGGCAUGUGGCCGUACUCGUAUGACGAGUGCGAUGUGGGCACCUUGCCCAACCAGACUCUGAAUGGCAAGCCCGAGGUGGCACUCACAGAGGGCGACUGGGCGUACGACUAUGCGCUGUCGUACCUUCCCGGCCAACGUUUAUCGCGGUGCACCUGUCCAGGGGACACCAACCAUCCCGGCCCAGCCCUCUCCGACGGGACACUUAUCGGCCGCGCCGCGCCGGAAAUCGACGUCAUCGAGGCCCAAGUCGACCCAGACGAGCUCUUUGGCGAAGCGUCCCAGUCAGCGCAGUGGGCCCCCUUCAACCCAUGGUACCGCUGGAUCAACAACUCGGAUACGUACACCAUCUUCAACAAGAGCGCGACCGUUUUGAACAAGUACCAAGGCAGUUCAUGGCAGCAGGCCACAUCGGCACUCACCCAGACGCCUCAGGGGUGCUACACCGCCAACGACUCGUGCUUCGCCCCCUAUGGGUUCGAAUAUCUGCCCGGCGCCGACGGGUACAUCCACUGGAUGUCCAACAAGAAGCGCAGCUGGACGCUCCAUGCGGGCGCCAUGGCCCCCAACGCAGACUCCGAGGUCGGCCAGCGCAUCAUCGCCGCCGAGCCAAUGUACAUCAUUGUCAACCUCGGCAUGUCUGAGAACUUUGGCGCCAUUGAUUUCGGCGGCUUGCGCGACCUGUGGCCCGUCGAAAUGUGGAUCGACUACAUUCGCGUGUACCAAGACCCCAACAAUCGCAACAUAGGCUGCGACCCGCCCGACUUCCCAACAGCCCAGUACAUCGACUACCUGGGCCAAGCGUACUGGGACCCCAACAUUACAACUUUUGACCAAGCCAUGGAAGCCAAUCCAAACGUCUCAAAGCCCCGCAACCGACUCGUGGACACUUGCUCAUAG